Molecule: messenger RNA, 922 nt
Organism: Pocillopora meandrina
Lineage: Eukaryota; Metazoa; Cnidaria; Anthozoa; Scleractinia; Pocilloporidae
Source: the annotation of a GenBank genome assembly
GAUAACGACGAUGAUAACAGCAACAAUAAUGACAAAGAUAACACCGACAACGGUAACGACAAAGAUAACACCGACAACGGUAACGACAAUGAUGUUGGUAAAGAUGACGACAAUGACGAUAAUGACGAUAACGACAAUGAUCAUGGUAAAGACGAGGACAAUGACGAUGGUAACGAUGACGACAAUGACAAUAGUAACGAUGACGACAAUGACGAUGGUAACGAUGACGACAAUGACGAUGGUAACGAUGACGACAAUGACCAUGGUAACGAGGGCGAUAAUGACCAUGGUAACGAUGAGGACAAUGACGACAAUGACGAUGGUAACGAUAACGACAAUGACGAUGAUAACGAUAACGACGAUGACGAUGAUAACGAUAACGACAAUGAUGUUGGUAAAGAUGACGACAAUGACGGUCAUGACAAUAACGACAAUGAUCAUGGUAAAGACGAGGAAAAUGACGAUGGUAACGAUGACGACAAUGACAAUGUUAACGAUGACGACAAUGACGAUGGUAACGAUGACGACAAUGAUCAUGGUAACGAGGACGACAAUGACGAUGGUAACGAUGACGAAAAUGACUAUGGUACUAUGGUAACGAUGACGACAAUGACGAUGGUAACGAUGACGACAAUGACUAUGGUAACGAUAACGACCAUGACGAAGGUAACGAUAACGACGAUGACAAUGGUAACGAUGACGACGAUGACGAUGAAACGAUAACGACUCUGACGAUGGUAACGACAACGACAACGAAAAUGAUGAUGGUAACAAUAACGACAAUGACGAAGGUAACGAUGACGACAAUGACGAUGGUAACGACAGCGACAAUGAUAAUGGUAACGAUGAGGACAAUGACGAUGGUAACGACAACGACACCGACAACGACAACGAUGAUGGUAACGAUGAGGACAAUGACGAU